AUGUAAAAUCAAUAUGGAUGGAACUUGCUUCAUAACCCUAUUAAAUUUUAGAUUUUAUAAAACACAACUUAACUUUGUUUAGCUGAUUUACCUCCAUAAACUAGAAAAGCAAAGCUACAUAUUUAUCUAUAAUCUGGAAAUUGUUAAACAGAUUCGCAAAGUACUUGGACUUUUUCUACAAAAGUUGAUAUUAUCAAAAUUAAAAUGAUUCCUUAUGGUCAAAAUGCUAUAUCUUUGUAUAGUGAAAAUUGUUCAAUUAGACUUGAUGAAACAAAAAUUAUUCAAAUAAGUAGAACUGGCAAUUUUCCUUCUUCAAAUUUUUCACUUGAAGCAGAGGUUUUAGCAUAUAAAUGA
Molecule: messenger RNA, 354 nt
Organism: Paramecium tetraurelia
Lineage: Eukaryota; Ciliophora; Oligohymenophorea; Peniculida; Parameciidae
Exons: 1
Source: RefSeq, a predicted model, not a curated record